Molecule: messenger RNA, 4362 nt
Organism: Urocitellus parryii (Arctic ground squirrel)
Lineage: Eukaryota; Metazoa; Chordata; Mammalia; Rodentia; Sciuridae
Source: RefSeq, a predicted model, not a curated record
CCGGCCCGGGGCCGCAGUGGCCGCCGCCGAGCCAGGCUGCUCAGAGCGCCCGGGCGCAGACGGGUCCGCGGGCCGACGGGGCGCGCAGAGCAGACACUUUCACUCCUGGAAUCGAGGGACAGGGUCGCUGACAGGGAUGUAGAGCGCAGUCUCCACGCCCUGAUGCCUGAGUAGGGAUCCUGGCCGGGUCCCCCCCCUCCCUUGCCCAGGGGCAGUGCCGGGCGGAGAGAUGGAGAAGUGGGUGGGCAGGCCUCGCCUGUGUCUUAUGCUGCUUCUGUCCCUCCCUCAGCUCUGCCUGGACCAGGAGGUGUUGUCUCCUCAGACACCCCCAGAGGAGGGCCGGGGCCCUGAGGGUGUCUGGGGAUCUUGGGACCAGUGGGCCUCUUGCUCCCAGCCCUGUGGGGUGGGGGUGCAGCGCAGAAGCCGGACAUGUCAGCUCCGCCCAGGCCUGCCCUUCCCUCCCAGACCCCCAAGACAUCCAGAAGCCCUUCGACCCCGGGGUCAAGGCCCUAGACCUCAGACUUCCAGAGAAACCCACUCCCUGUACAGGCCACCGCCUCAGGGAAGGGGUGGCCCCCUUCGAGGUCCUGCUUCCCAGCUAGGGAAAGAAGAGACCCAGGAAGCUCAGGGGCCACAGAGGUCCCGGGUUCGAGACCCCAUCAAGCCAGGAAUGUUCGGCUAUGGAAGAGUGCCCUUUGCCUUGCCACUGCACAGGAGCCGCAGGCACCCCCCGAGGUCCUCCAGAUCUGAACUUCCCCAGACCUCUUCUGGAAGGGAAGGACACUUUCCAUCCCUGAGUCCCAGGGCAGAGCCAUCCUCUGCAAACCCCGGCUCCCAGACUCAGCUCCCUCCUCCAGAACCAUCUGCCCCUAUCCCAUCCCUCCCAGAAGAACCCCCAAAGUCUGAAGCUGCUCAGAACGAGGUGCCCCCAAGAACCAGUCCUGUCCCCACACAGCCUCACCCCAUAGCCCAAGCCUCUAGCACAGGGUCUCUCUCACCUUCCCCUUCCUUGGGAGAAAGUGGCUCUUUCCACAUGUCUUCUCAACCAAGAAUGCCACAUUCUCAGGGUUGGGCCAGUCCCUGGGGAGCAGGAAGCCGCCUUGACCCUUUCCCUCCUGUCCCUCGGGGACAAGGUCAGCAGAGACAAAGGCAUUGGAGACCUGGGGGAAACCCUUAUGGGUCCCGCAGGGAGCCUGCCCCUCACCCACCAGAUGGCUGGUUGCCUCUGCUGAAUGCUGGACCCCACUCCAGCUCCCUCUGGAGCCUCUUUGCUCCUAGCAGCCCUGUCCCAAGAUGCUCUGGGGAGACUGAGCAGCUGAGAGCCUGCAGCCAAGGGCCCUGCCCACCUGAGCAGCCAGAUCCCCGGGCCCUACAGUGCGCAGCCUUUGACUCCCAGGAAUUCAUGGGUCAGCUGUACCAGUGGGAGCCCUUCACUGAAGUUCAGGGAUCCCAACGCUGUGAGCUGAACUGCCGUCCCCGCGGCUUCCGUUUCUACGUCCGUCACACUGAAAAGGUCCAGGAUGGGACCCUGUGUCAGCCUGGAGCCCCCGACAUCUGUGUGGCCGGACGCUGUCUGAGCCCUGGCUGUGAUGGCAUCCUCGGGUCUGGCAAGCGUCCAGAUGGCUGUGGAGUCUGUGGGGGUGACGGUUCUACCUGUCGCCUCAUUUCGGGGAACCUCACGGACCGAGGGGGCCCUCUGGGCUAUCAGAAGAUCCUCUGGAUUCCCGCGGGCGCCUCCCAGCUUCAGAUUGCCCAGCACCGGCCCAGCUCCAACUACCUUGCUCUUCGUGGCCCAGGGGGCAGGUCCAUCAUCAAUGGGAACUGGGCUGUGGAUCCCCCUGGGUCCUACACAGCUGGUGGAACUGUCUUCCAGUAUAACCGUCCUCCUCGGGAGGAGGGAAAGGCAGAGAGUCUGUCAGCUGACGGCCCCACAACCCAGCCUGUGGAUGUCUAUAUGAUCUUUCAGGAGGAUAACCCUGGGGUCUUUUAUCAGUAUGUCCUCGCUUCACCACCUCCAGUCCCCCAGAGCGCCACUGCGGAGUCUCCCAUCCAUCGGGUUCAGCCUGAGAGGCUGCGGGGGGAGCCCCCAGCUGCUUCAGCACCCCGCCCAGUCCGGACCCCAGGCACCCUCCAGCGCCAGGUACGGAUCCCCCAGAUGCCUGCCCCUGCCCAUCUCAGGACACCCCUGGGGUCUCCAGCUGGAUACUGGAAACAAGUGGGACACUCCAAGUGCUCAGCGUCCUGUGGAGAAGGUGUUUGGCGCCCCAUUUUCCUGUGCAUUUCUCGAGAGUCAGGAGAGGAGCUGGACGAACACAACUGUGCCAUGGGUGCCAGGCCUCCAGCCAACCCUGAACCCUGCCACAACCCGCCGUGUCCUCCAUAUUGGGAGACUGGUGAGUGGACAUCCUGUAGUCGCUCCUGUGGCCCAGGCACCCAGCACCGCCAGCUGCACUGCCGGCAAGAGUUUGGGGCAGGUGGCUCCUCUGUGCCUCCGGAACGUUGUGCACAUCUUCCCAGGCCCAACGUGACCCAGCCCUGUCAGUUGCGCCUCUGUGGCCAUUGGGAGGUGGGCUCUGCCUGGAGCCAGUGUUCUGUCCGGUGUGGCCGAGGUCAGAGGAGCAGGCAAGUUCGCUGUGUUGGAAACAACGGCAAGGAAGUGCAUGAGCAGGAGUGUGCUUCGGGCCCCCCCCAGCCCCCCAGCAGAGAGGCCUGUGACAUGGGGCCCUGUACCACAGCCUGGUUCCACAGUGAAUGGAGUUCCAAGUGCUCAGCUGAGUGUGGGACAGGGAUCCAGAGACGUUCUGUGGUCUGUCUCAGGAGUGGGGAGAUGCUUAGGGCAGGGCCAGAGGAAGCAGGAACAGGAACCAGUGAGCAGAGCUGCCCACCAGGAAGCCGCCCUCCUGACAUGCGUGCCUGCAGCUUGGGGCCCUGUGAGGUCACCAGGUGUUGGUACACAGGGCCCUGGGGGGAGUGCUCCUCAGAAUGUGGCUCUGGCACACAGCGUAGAGAUGUCAUCUGUGUGUCCAAACUGGGGACUGAGUUCAAUGUGACUUCUCCUAGCAACUGUUCCCACCUGCCCAGGCCCCCUGCUCUGCAGCCCUGUCAGGGUCAGCCUUGCCAGGACCAGUGGUUUGCUACUCCCUGGAGUCCGUGUUCUCGCUCCUGCCAGGGGGGCACACAGACAAGAGAGAUCCAGUGCCUGAGUGCCAACCAGACCCUCAGCACCCGAUGCCCUCCACACCUGCGACCCUCCAGGAAACGACCCUGUAACAGCCAACCCUGCAACCAGCGCCCUGAUGAUCAGUGCAAGGACAGCUCUCCACAUUGCCCCCUGGUGGUACAGGCUCGGCUCUGCGUCUACCCCUACUACACAGCCACCUGUUGCCGCUCUUGUGCCCAUGUCCUGGAGCGGAGCCCCCUGGAGCCUGCCUGAAAUGGUUCCAGGACACUCUCUCCUUAUGUUUUCUUAUGCCAUCACUGGUCUCAUCAGUGAACCCACUUUGUACUCCCUGGUUCUCUAGACUGCCUCAGUCUCACCAGGGUGUCCUCCAGAAUGACUACAGGGGCAAAGUGACUGAAGGGGACUAUCGAGAUGUGUGACUGGGUCUGUAUAUGUGGUAUGAUGGUGUGUGUGCACAGAUGUCCCCAGAUGUGUAUCUGGGCCUGCAGGGGUGUGCACCCCUUUACCUGUGUGUCACUUCCCAAAAAGAAAUUAUUUAAAUUGAUAAGGAGUGGGGAGGGGACAAUACUUGUUUCCCUGAGACUUUMUAAGCUGAGAGAAAAGCAAGUUUGCAGUUCCUUACUAAUCUGAGCUACUUAAAAAGUGUGGCUUCUCCAUCAAACACAAUUUUGUGCCCUAAACCUCAUCUCUUAUGUUCAGGCCUCACAUCUUCUCAACCAUCCUUCUGGACUGGGGGGUGGAGCUCAGUUGUAGGGCACCGGCCUACCAUGCCCAAGACAAGUACUAGGUUCCAUCCCCAGUACUCCAGAAAUUAAAAAUGAACCACCCUUUUGUCUUGGAUCCCAUUUCCCCUUACCCAGACUCUAUUUCUUUCUCCCUACUUAGCUAAGGGUGGGAGGUCAGCCAUAGCAAUCCUGCUUUACCCACAAAGGAUUGCCUCUUGGAACAGGGACCAGUUGGGCAGAGGGUGGAAAAAAGAAAUGUUACCAUAAGACACUCUAGCCUCUGUCCCCACUUCCCACCUCCUAAAAUAGUUCCUUCCCCAGAACUAAUUUAUUUUUUAUUAAAGUUGAUUAUGACAAGUAAAAAAUAUGCCUUUCAUUGUCCUUGUGGGAACACAGCCAUCUGAGCCACCUAAGCAGUGUGAGGUCAGAAUUGAAGGUAGGAAGGGUACUCAGGUU